This is a messenger RNA of Choloepus didactylus (southern two-toed sloth), 2586 nucleotides long. Its product is annotated as translation initiation factor IF-2-like. The record is from RefSeq and is a predicted model, not a curated record. The coding region runs from base 1 to 1062 and encodes 353 amino acids. The transcript has 4 exons. Lineage: Eukaryota; Metazoa; Chordata; Mammalia; Pilosa; Megalonychidae.
AUGGCAGGGAGGCGGGAGCACCCAAGCGCCUCCGGAAUUCUCUCCCAGUCCGGGCCCCGCCGGCGCUUCCUGAGGUCAGAGGGCUCGCCCCCACCCCAAGCGGAAAAGUACCCACAGGAGCAAGGGCCGGGGCCCGGGCCGAGCCGGGCCAGGCCGGCGCGCUCAGGGCUGCCCCGGUGCCUGCGCCCCGGAUCCUGCCUCGCCGGAGCGCCUAUGGCCACGGGAAACCCUCACCUCCUGCAGAGCGGCCUGGCCGGCUCCCCUCGGGCCCGGCUCCCCGGCGCGCUGCCUCUUCCGUGCCCCGAGCCCUCUCUGCUUACCCUGAGGAGCCCGGGCGGGGGAAACUUUUCCAGGCGAGCGCCGCGGCGGCUCAGGAGCCCCUCGGCCGAGCGGCAAGCCGGGCUGCGGGGGCCUUGUGCUCGGCGCGGUCCCCGCGCUCGGCGGCAGCGUCAGGCGCGGAGGCGGGGAGGCGCGGCGGCGUGGCCUCGACCGGGCAGGCGACCAGGGCAGGACUCGGCCUCGGCUGCGGCGCGGACGGGGACAGCGGCCCGGCCGCGGCGGCGCGGCUUGUUUACUCAGGCCGCUGUCAGCGGCGGCGGCGGCCGGGACUCCUCCUCCUCCGCUGCCGCGCUCCUCCCCCUCGCGCCGCCGCUGCGGGCCCGCCGCCCCGGCCCACGGCGCCCGCCCAUGCCGCCCGCCCCCGGGUCCCCGUUCGGAGUGGGCACGCCGCGCACCCUAGCGCGCCGGAGCCCCGGACCCCGAGCGGCGGCCUUGCGGCUUUCUGGGGCGCCCCGCUGCCUGCGGCUCCCGGCAGGAGCAGUCCAUGAGUUUGGCCAGGACCGGGUUAAGUGCCUUGGGAUGGCGAACCUGGGGUACCCGCUCCGGGGUAGGACUUCACAGCGGCAGGACCAACCUUCUCCUGGCCUUCUGAUAGAGGAGUCGCGAUUUUACUUGCCUCUGUGUGGAAAGGAAACCGAGGCCUGGAGAGUCUGCUCAGAGUCACAGGAAGAGGAAGACCCAGGAUUUGAAGACCCAGUGAGAAUGGGAAGCCCACACACUUAACCUAAAAGAAGACUGGACCGUGGUUGAAUCGGACACCAAUUCUCUCAGGCAUCAUCACCUGGCUGAUUCACAUUCGACAUUUUUUCGGACAAGCUCACUUUCAUUCUUAUGGUCGCACGUAUUGAUUUUCCUAUAAGGUCCUGCCACUGACCUGGUGGACUGACCCAAGUAACAGCCUUCCCGCCUCACAGACCUUCCAGAAAAGGCAGUACAGUGCUCUGUUAUCAACCCAGCCCCAAGUUCAAAUCUAGCUCUGAAAUUCACUUGAAUGCCCCAGAGCAGAAUAUUUAGCUUCCUUGAGCCUCGGUUUCCUCAUCUGUAAAAUGGGAUAAAGAUAGUGCCCAGCUCCCAGGUGAUACCUGUAAAGAGCUCUGCACAGCCUCUGGCCAGCAACUAUGGUGACUGUGAUGAUGUAGCACCCUCCUCCCUUCUGAGGAGGAACUCCUUCUUGUUGGCUGCCCGUGGAGGCUUUUCUGACCCCUCUGCAUUUGCCUAAACCCAGGCUUCCAUGGGUGAAAUCUCUGCCCUAACCGUGGCUCUUCUUUUCAUGCUGUUAGGUUAUUUUUUCCUGGGCAGGAAGCCACCGGCCUCCUUGCCUUGCUGUCUGUGCUCAGCACAGCCCCUGGUGUGGCGUGGUUCCUGGGAGGCCCACGUGGUGCCUGGCACCCAUUUUGCAAGCUGCCUACUCCUUUGACCUCUUGUCUCUGAGGUCAGAGGUCAGAGUUCAGAGGACAGCUCUCUGAGGCAGUACUUCCCAACACGUUCACAUCAUGACACACAGAAUAUGGGGGCGGCCCUCUGGGGCGAGGCUGAAUGAGGCUGGCGGGGCCUUGCCAGCCGCUGCCACCCAGGCCUCCUGCCUGCUCGGGGGCCGAGGGGUCUAGAACCCGUGUCAGGCCCAGUCCCUGGUGCUGAACCUCCAACUGAGGGUCCCACCGCUGGGCUGGCCCAGUCCUCUCCUCCAGGGUCCGGGCAGGGCUGAGCUAACCAACCGACUCUCGUUUUAGAGAGAAGGAAGUUUCCAUGAAGGAAAGCUUGUUCUCCAGGGCGGCAGCAGGGACCUUUCUCGCUGUGGCAGGGGGUCUCUAACUUGGGUGCUGUCGGACUCCCUUUAAGGGGAUGAGAAUUCCUGCAGACCCCCCAGGGCUGAUGUAAAUUUUUAGCUCUCACGCAAGCACCAAUCCCAAAUGAAUAGGUGAUACACAAUUCAAAGGUCAGAACUACAUAGAAAACACACCUAAGCCAUCUUGCUCCUAUCUCUGCUCCUUCUAUGUGGGGCCCUCUGCGCCCCAGUACUAAUUUUUAUUAGAUUUGAUUUAUUCUAUCAGUGUUUCUUUUUGCAAACCUCAUGCACAUUUAUCUAUCUAUAUCUACCUAUUCUUCUCAAAAGGUGGUGUACUAAGUAUAUGACUCCUGGGGAUAAAUCUGGACCCGGUAUCGUGGGAUUGAGAACAUCUUAACCGAAAGGAGCAUGCGAAGUGAAACAAAAUAAAGCUUCGGUGGCUGAGAGAUUUCACACGGAGU